Phyllopteryx taeniolatus (common seadragon) is the source of this 7744-nucleotide messenger RNA. RefSeq names its product membrane-associated guanylate kinase, WW and PDZ domain-containing protein 1 (gene magixb). Gene Ontology annotation, cellular component: cytoplasm. The transcript is spliced from 16 exons. Lineage: Eukaryota; Metazoa; Chordata; Actinopteri; Syngnathiformes; Syngnathidae. Gene Ontology annotation, molecular function: protein binding. The record is from RefSeq and is a predicted model, not a curated record. Gene Ontology annotation, biological process: signal transduction. Bases 505 to 4641 code for a protein of 1378 amino acids.
AAAAAUUGCCUUGAUUUUUUUUCGAUUAAACUCCCUGGAAAGUAAAUUUGACACCGCAGAGAGGUAUAUUAUGAACAACCUUGCCAAAUUGGAAUGGUUCAAAAAAAAUUGUCAAGUAUCUGAAAUGAGGCUUUAAAACUGUGAAAAUUCAGGUGCUCUCUCCACUCUCAAAUGCUUUGGGUGUGUCCGCUGAAUGAAACCAAGUAAAAUACCACUGCUGUAGAUAGCAGUGCAUACAUUCACUGUGAAAACAACGGUACCUUACACAAUGUCAAAUCAUGUUAGGAGGCUCCCCUUCAAAUUUGAAUAGUUACUCCGUGGACUGUAAUCAUCAAAUUAGCACCUAUGCAAACUUACACUCAUUGAUAAGGACUUAAUGUGACUGCAGACUGGUCCCAAAGACGUCAUUGGGCAGCUCGAGUUUUUAUAUCGUGGGGGAGGGGCGGCUCACGCUGGAUAUCCAAGCGCAUCACUGGGCGCCAUUUUGAACACAGCUCAUUUGCCAUGUCUAAGACGAAUGUGAGGAAGCAACACUGGCGUUCCAGGAUGCAGGAUACCUUCGUCCCCUUGAUAGGCUCAUCGGGGGAGCUCGGCGUCGCCGUCGGAGGAGGGGCUGAUUACGGAGAGUUCCCUUUUGUCACGGCCGCCCCGGGGGAUGGACUCACUGUGGGCGACAUCAUCCUGGAGAUCGGCGGAACGCCUGUACUGGGGAUGACUUUGGGAGACGUGCGCGGGGUGCUCAACUCCUGCCCCCAUCCUGUCCGCAUCAAAACUGUGUCGCCAGGCACCACAUUGUGCAAGGAUCUCAGGUUGUAUCUGAGUAAGUGCUUCACACCCGGCUCAGUGGACAGCACACUUCAGCAGGUCAUCCGAGAGAACCUUUACCUCCGGGCUGUACCUUGUACGACCAGACCGCCUAGAGUGGGAGAGAUCUCCGGGACAGACUAUAACUUUGUCUCCGUUGAGGAGUUUUUUUCUCUGGAGGAGUCAGGAGCGCUGCUGGAGAGUGGCAAAUUUAAAGGGAAUUACUACGGCACGCCUCGCCCCGUUCACAUCAGCACUGAGAGCCCCCCCAUCACGUACCAGGAACACCGCAAGCUCCUCAGAACCUUUCGCACGCGCAGCAAGUCGCUCAGCAACCUGGAGAAAGCUGUGGCCGAAGCAGAGCAUGGUGACGAUGACCUGGGCCUCCCGGGUGGACAUCGCUUACCUGGGGAGCACCGGGCAUCAAACGGUGGGGUCGGUUGCGUCCUGGAAAACGGGUUUGUCGGCAACAGGGCCGUAGCCAGAGGCAGAGGUGUAAUGGCAGAUCAUUGGGAGCAGGCCUUCAGCGAUCCGGGCGAGUGUCACUACGUAGACCACAAGACGACCAGCUGGCAGAGUCCUCGAGCUCCGAGCAGGGAGUCGGUCUACCAAAAUGAAUGGUUCACAGAGUAUCCAGAGGAGCUUGAGGGUUUUCUUGUGCACACACAUUUGAUCAAGGGCUCCAGGGGCUUUGGCUUCAACAUUGUUGGAGGCAGUAAGCCAAGAGAGUUCCUUCAGGUCUAUAGUGUGACUUCAAGUGGACCCCCGGACCUCAAGACAGCGGACAUUCUGGUGUAUGUCAAUGACAUUUGUGUGUUGGGAGUGUCUCACAAGAAGGUGGUGGAGAUGCUCAAGUCAAUACCCGUGGGCCACAGUGUGGAUAUAGCAGUCAGAAGAGGAUACCCCAUGCUAUAUAACCCCGACGGGUGCCCCAAACAGACCCCCAGUGAGGACCCCAUCCUACUUCCCACCACCUCGCAGCCUGAGCCUCUUCACCAUUUAUCUCGCCGCCCGACGCCCACUCCCCAGAUCCAUCACUCUAACGGGCUCCACAGCGAUUACAUGGAGCCCGGCGUGAUUCUUGACGCCAAUGGAAACGCCACUGCCUUUGCCAGCAGACAGUCCUCAUUGAGACGCUCCAGUUUGAGCAACACUGCCUCUCCACCCCUUACACGUCCGCCACGUUUCUUGAGAAGUAUAGCCCGACUACAGUCACUUGACCCGACGCUGGCCAGCCAGAGUGACAGUGAAGUUGUCUCUGCUCUCGGUUCACACAGGGCAUCAAUGAUUCGUAAUCACAACAACAACUCCCUGUCCACGCCCCAACAUCCUUUACGUUAUGGCACAUCCACCAAGUCAUCGGAGAGCGACCUAUCCACUUGCACGCUGCCCAUGUCCCGUCUGCCCCUGCCUCAGUCCCCCAAAAGGCCCUCGUCCUCCCCGGGCGGCUCCCGCAGCGGUCACGCCCGCCUCUUCAGACCGCAGCCCUCUCACCUCCAACCUCCUCCGACACCCGAGAGCCCCCAUCACCGGAGCUUAAACGGUUUUCACGGAAAAUGCAGCCCGACGGCCAGUCCCAGCAAGAUGUCGUCUCCUGUCUUACUGGGGGCGGGCGGUGGACUCGGCGGGUUCAGCGGAGGGGAGUUAGUGCCGGUGGCUUUGGCGCAAAGUGAAGCAGACAGAGGCCUGGGUUUCAGCAUGAUGGCAAGUGGGCCAGGGGGCGGGAUGACCGUCGUCAGGAGAGUCUGGGACAGGAAGCAGUGCAGCACUCUACAGCCAGGGGAUGCUAUUGUCAAAAUAAAUGGAGCUGACGUCCAGAGUCUUAGCCUUGCUCAGGUACAAACAGUUCUUCAGGAGCACACCAAACAGGGAGAAGUCAUCCUGUUGGUGUACAGGGGAGGUAUCUACCAAUCCAACAUCUCCCCCGGCAACGUUCGGAGACUACCCCCUCCUCGGCUUUGCCCACCUCCCCCACCUGGUGGCUCGAACAACAGCGCCAAUCACACUGAUGCCUUAUCUGUGCCCCGUAAUUCAAUCGGCACCCCGCCAUCCCCGGCCCAGAUACGUUCCUCGCUGAUCCAGAGCACCAGCUUCUUGGAGUCAAUUCCGGUCACUCUGACCAUGGAGCCCAAGGACUGGAUCAGUGCAGGCCUUCAGGACGACACCGGCAGAGCCACAGAACCAGCUUCAGGCCUGGAAAUGCGAGAAGAAGAGAGGGCCCGACCCCUGAGAGGGUUCGAUGUGGAGCUGAGGAGAAAGCCAGGGCAGGGAUUCGGCUUUGUCAUUGCUUCUCAGGAUCUGGAGAACAUAAAAGCUGCAUCCCUUUUGCCGCACCGCUUUGUGACAGUGCGGCGAGGCAGCCCGGCCGCCAAAAGCGGUCAGGUCCGGCCCGGAGAUCGAUUGGAGGCCGUGGAAGGACGCUCAGUGGUGACUCUGCCUCACCACGAGCUCGCGCAGAUCCUUCGCCGUGCAGGAAACACUCUACGCCUCACCAUUGUCCCCCGGCCCAGCACCUACUCGACAAGCCUUUCAGAACCCACUGAGCAUGACCUCGGGAACAGAAGCAGAAAGGGUCAGAGGUCGCGUCCCAAACGUGAUUCCAGGUAUUACAGUGUCAACUUGGAACGGGGCCCCUCAGGAUUCGGCUUCAGCCUCCGAGGGGGCAGUGAGUACAACAUGAGCCUCUACGUCCUGGGGCUGAUGGAGGGAGGGCCCGCUUCACGCAGCCAGAAAAUACAGGUGAGUGACCAGCUCGUGGAGAUCAAUGGCGACAGCACGGCGGGGAUGACCCACAGUCAGGCGGUGGAGCAGAUCCGCAGAGGAGGCCACCGCAUCCACCUGGUCCUCAAGAGAGGAAACGGAUAUGUGCCAGACUAUGGCCAUGAGCACAGAAUCACCUCCCCCUCCCGCCUGCGUCACCCCAAGGAGCAGGGUAUGGCUGCAGUAGACACCGGAAGGGAGAGGGGGCACCGCUCCAAGCAGAAGAGGAGAAGCAGGUCUUUGGACAGGCGGGACAAAGGGACAGGAAGGAGGCGAAGGCAGGGAUCCGGAGGUCGCUCGGCAUUGCGUAGCCCCAAAUCUGAGCCCGAGAAAGGAGAGAGCUCUCGGAAAAGAGCGUCUCGGAGUUUACCCAGAGAAGCCCCGCCGACCGAUGACAGCCAUGCAGGGAGGGUGAGGAAAGGGGAGAGAGGGAGGAGCAGAGAGAGAAAAGAGGAGAAGGUGGAAGUAGCUCCUGUUGAGGAGAGGCCGGAAGAAAAGGCCCAAGAGAUAAAGAAAGAGCUGGAGAGAGGAGAAAACAAAGAGGAAGCUUUGCUGCCGAUUCCGAGUCCUUACAAAAGGCUUCCCUGGCCCAAAGAGGAGAGCAAGGAGGAGCCAAAUGAGAAGUGGGAAGUGGCAGCAGGCUACCGUCAGAUGAAGUGGCUCCAGGGCUUGCUGGACGAUGAUGAUGAUGAUGAUGAUGAUGACCAGUGUGAAGAAAGGCUCCAAGGGUUUGAGGAAGAUCAGAGUGGAGGUGAUGCACAAGAGGCACCAACAUCUAGUGACGCCGUGACGUUUUCCGUCUCUCAAAGGAAGCCCUUCGCCUUCCUCGCUUCCGCGCUUUCUGUAAAUCAGCUGAGGGAUGAUGAGUCAGACUCCGGAGGCAGCCAAUCAGACGGCAGCGUGUCUGCCGCCAGCAUCUCCGGCCUUUCUGCAGAAGCGGCCAGGCACAGGGCCGUCGUGCUGCCGGGCCUUUGGCUCACUCCCAGCCGGCAGAGAGUGGCUCAGGACGUUGUGGAGAACGGGCUGUCUUUGGGGCGGACGGGCCAGGAAGCAGAGAGGAGUGAGGAUGCCUCUUGACUGCAACAGGAAGUUAUAUAUAACAGAAUAAUCCAGAACAAUAUUCCCAGUGGUUCCCAACUAUUGUUGAGCCAAUGCAAAACACUGCUGACAAAAAAAGGUUGUAUUGGGCUUUCAGGUGAAAUUUCUGGAUGAACCUAAAAUGCACUAUAACCUAUACAGGUGAACAUAAUUUGACGUUCUCAAAACUUACACGUGUCCAAAAGUUCAAUGUCAUAACAUCAUAAUUUUGAAUCGCCUCAAAAACCAGUGGCCGCCCAUCGGACCAUCAGCCGUCCAUGAAAACUAGCUGCCCAACCCCGCACGUUGUGCAACAGUCCAGUCGGGUUCAAACGUAUCAUUCGGUGUGCAGCGGCCUUAACAUGGAGAUGAACUGUUGAAAAAAAAAAAACGACCCAAAAAACUGGUUUUUGAUGUAUUAGUCCAUUCAUGGACCCAACAUUGUACUGAAAAACAUUGAACAGAUGUACAUGCACGUACAUGUGCAUUCAAAACAUUAGAAGGUCAAAUAAAGUUGACCUGUAAAGAUUAAAGGUAACGUUUUGUGAGUACUGUUGUGUAUUUUACAUUAGAAAAAGCUCACAGCACAUAACCAAACAAAAAUGUCACAAACGGUAUGAAGUAAUGAUGAUUUGGUCUCAAUUCAUUCCCGAAUUUACUCAUUCAAAUGUGUAAUCUGGACUUGUUUAGCUAAAAAGAAAACUGAUCAAACUCGCGGAAAUUGAAGAAAGACACACACAGAUGUCAACUCUAAGUCCCUCUCUUUUUUUAGUUUUUCUUAGUGGCAGCCACAUUUGAAGGAAGGUAAAAUAAUAAUUUUCGGACCCAUUAAGUGAAAUUUUAUCAUUUCCCGCGGUUCAUUUGAUGUCACUAACGUGCUGCGGCACAGUGGUUGGGAAUCAUUGCUGUAUUCUGCUUGUCGGUCCAAUUGUUUCACUGUCUUAGAUAUUUUUAUGUGGAACCAUUGUGUCAGUUUGGCUCUACAGUCAUCUACAGAGUGGAAUAUUUGCACAAGAUGAAUUUAUCAUUUCAAAGAUGCAAUGAGACACAUCUAUGGGGUAAUGCAAUUCUCAGGUUGUGAGAUAGUGUCCUUGCUCGUUUGACAGAUCGUCAUCCUCCCAUGUCCAAUUAGUCCUCUCUCUGUUUCCUCGUCUGAUCUGACACUGGAGUCGGAGGUCAUUGUCCCCCCAAAAUUAGAAAAAGACAAACAUGGAUUGGACAAAUUGAAAUUGCUGCUUUACCGGGAAGCCGUUCUGGAUUUCCUUCCCAAAGUUUGACGUUGCAUUCUUUGUGCCUUUUUACAGCUGAGUGUUGGCUGAUAUUUCAAGUUGUACAGUCAAGGCCCAUUACAGGUACUUUCAUGUUUUUUCUGGGUCAAUAUGGCCCUCAUUCUGGUGUACUCCUGUCUUAACAUUUGUUCCAGGGUAAUAACAAUAACAGUAUAGACAUAUUGUAUGUGAACUUAAACAGAUGUUGCUGUCCCACUUAAGUCCACUAGAUGUCAGGUGUCCAAAUUGUUACUGACUGUCAAAACAAAUCAAAGAAGGCAUUCCCGCCAAAUAUGGACUAUUUAUGCUAAUACUAAAAAUAACACUAACAGCAAUAUACAGUAGUAUCUUGACUUACGCGUGCACCAACAUAUGAGUUUUCUGAGUUACGUUUGUUUCGCUAUGUGCUGCGAGCAUUUGAGGUCCUAGCGACCUUCUGAAUGCCGCAACAUUCACUCAACAAUAUCCGCCCAUGUAGUUUUCAUAUUAACUCAUUCACUGCCAGCCUUCCUAGUUAACAUGGAUAUUUGACUUCUAAAGCCGUCAAUGGCAGUGAAUGUGUUAACUUUCAUUUUCCCAGUUUGGGAUUUCAGUUCAUUUUUCAACUGAAUUGUAUUUAUUUACAUUUAACAAUGGAAAAUGCUUCUUCUUUUUUAAUACGUACUGUACCUCUUUCCUUUUCCCAUUUCUCUCAUCUGUCCUCUCCUCUACUGUAUAUAGUAUAUGCUCCUCUACAAAACCUGCAUACAUGUUCACUUUUACCUCAUCACAACUCCAAGCAAUAAUAUUGCAACUGUCACCCAUCCGUUUCUGUGUCAGUCUGGCGUGUAGUCUGUACACACUUGACUAUAUGCUGGUGUUCUAUGUAAUUGUGAUCACGCAAAUCCCCUUUUCUUACAGGUGUGAUAUUCUGCAGUCAUGUACAUUCUGUAAAUAUGCGUAGAGAGGUUUAUGUGUAGAAUAUAUAAUGAAUCAUCCCUGAAUAUCUAUAGUUCACGCAACAGAUAUCCAUUCAUGUUGUUUGUUGCGUGAUGAAAAAUAUUAUAGAGCUUUUGUGAAGGACCUAGUAGAUCAUACCAGCCUGUUGGGUUUAUGAAAGAUUUCUUUUACGCAACCUGAGUGUGAAUUUGGAUGCUCACUUUUUAGUCAGUGAGAAAUGCCAAAAGUAUGCAGCAGGUGGGCAUAUUGUAAGAUUUGGGAUCAGAAGAUAAGCACUGUCUGGAGUCUGGAGAGUGCUGUGCCCAUUGUGCCAUGUGCCAUUGCCUUGGUAACACAAACUCCUUCAUCCUGACCACUGUCUUACUGUGAAAGUUGUAAUAUCAACUAAAUGUGGCCCUCGCUGUAAAUCAGUCUGCAAUUCUUCAUUAGUCACUCUGUUGUAUCUGAGAUUACUUUUUGUUUUGUGUUACGACAAUACGAAAAGCAUUAUGAAGAGAUACUGUGAGAUGUUAUUUUUCUAUGAAAUAACUUUUUGUUUUUAAUUACUCAGGUUAUCAGAUACUUUAGAUUGAAAAGCCAUUCUGGAGGGAAAGUUGCACAUUUUCAUAACAGAUUUAUAUUAUUUACGACGAGGCAAUCAUAUGACCUUAAUGGCAACAUCAGGGGACAUACACUCAUUUAGUUCUGGAAAAGUCCCCUUUAUACAUUACUGGAUUUGUCCCCUAAAACGAUCAAAUCCUGACAGAGUGACACAGCCAAAUCCCCAAACCAUGUCCAUAAAGUAUCACUUGAGUUUUAUAACCAAUUUUCAUUUUUUUAAUACUUUCACUUCACGAAGCAGAUUAUAUGUCUGAAGAGUAAACACAUUCAAAUAAAGUUCUGACUUCAUAUCAUCA